Molecule: messenger RNA, 1746 nt
Organism: Opisthorchis viverrini
Lineage: Eukaryota; Metazoa; Platyhelminthes; Trematoda; Opisthorchiida; Opisthorchiidae
Exons: 10
Biological process (GO): transmembrane transport
Cellular component (GO): membrane
Molecular function (GO): ATP binding; ABC-type transporter activity; ATP hydrolysis activity
Source: RefSeq, a predicted model, not a curated record
AUGUGUCCACCGUACGCUGCUGGAGUAGUCGUAACAAGCUUACCUCGCAUCUCAGAUAUCCGAAGUUCAAAUCGGGGCACGCUGAAGCAAAUAAAACGAUCACCCUUGGCCCGGAUGCUACGGAUGAAUAGACCGGAACUCGCAUUCAUUGUACUUGGAUGUUUAUGCUCGGCUGUUUCUGGUGCGACACAACCAGUUUUCGCGAUUCUGUAUUCGCAGCUUUUUGAAAUCUUCACACUGGUGAACAGCCCGCCGUUGAUGCGCGAGCAAGUGCGUCUUAUCUCAGGUCUGAUGGCAAUGGUUGGUGGCCUUCGAUUUUUGGGGACGCUAGGCGAGGGGUAUUUCUUUGGUAUGUCAGGAGAGCGCCUCACGCAGCGGCUCCGAAGUCAGCUUUUCAAGGCCAUUUUGAGCCAAGACAUUGGAUGGUUUGAUCGUCAAGAGAACCAGCCGGGUAUUCUUACUGCAAGACUGGCAACAGAAGCGUCCAAACUCAAGUCACUCUCUGGAUCAUCACUAGGAUUUAUCGUUGAGGCUGGAGUUCUAAGUAUCAUAUCCAUUGUUGUGGCUUUCAUCAACGGUUGGCAACUAGCAUUACUUGUAAUGGGAUUUGCUCCAAUAUUGGUCGUUUCUGGAAUGCUCCAAUGCCUACUGUCGGAAAAGGACAGAAGAAAACACAACAGCUAUAUUCCGAACAAUCAAGUGCGAGAGCGUGAGUGCGUGCGAGUGCGAGUGGAGGGACACUGUCUAACUGGACCCAAUGCUGACGCACACUGUCUGCCCUUGGUACGAGGCUGCGACGCGCUGCAUAUUGAGGGGUGUUCUCUGUCUGGUCAACAUCUAACGGAGCUGAGAGUCUCAGCAAAUUUCGGGCAUUUAUUGGUUAAGAGAAUGCAGGGUGGAGAUGGAGCUUCGGUUAGUUUGUUCGCCAUGAAAAUCGCACAAGAAGCUUUGAGCGCAGAAAAAACUGUGUUCGCUUUCAAUCUGGAGGAUUACUUUUACAAGCGGUUCAAAAAUGCCUUGCAGAGCAAUCUUAAAUCCGAACUCAAAGACAACUUGGUCACUUCACUGGUGUUCGCAUUGACUCAAUCAAUCAUGAUGUUUUGUUUCGCUGCAUCGAUGUCAUUGGGCGCAUAUUUGUUGAGUCAAAACAGCCUGACACUGGUUGGACUAUUCAGAGUCUUCAUCGUUCUAAAUAUGAGUUCCCAGUCACUUGGUCGAACUGCAUCAGUUGUACCGGAACUAACUGCAGCAACAAAGGCAGCCAAAUCGAUAUUUAGCACAAUGGAUCGAAUUCCGCAUAUCUUGACGGACGCGGGUGAAAAACCAACUGAACAGUUCACAGGCCAAGUUGAGUUCAAGAAUGUGACGUUCACUUACCCCAGUCGUCCAGGCACGCGGAUACUGAAGCGUUUCUCCCACUGCAUAUCUGCCGGUGAAUCGGUCGCUUUGGUUGGUGUUUCUGGUUGCGGAAAGUCAACACUGCUCCAACUUGUCCAAAGGUUCUACGAUCCUAUCCACGCCGGUCCAGAUAGUGGAGUAUUCUUUGACGGGCAUAAUCUACGCAGUCUCGCACCUAGUUGGAUUCGACGCCAAAUCGGAAUUGUGUCACAAGAACCGAAUCUUUUCGAUCUGAGCAUCCGAGAAAACAUUGCCUAUGGCGACAAUAGCAAAGAGGUAUCCAUGGAAGAAAUCAUCGAAGCCGCUCGUCAGGCCAAUAUCCAUGACUUUGUUAGCACACUCCCUGAA